AUGUUGGAUUUUGAUGCUAUCAUAGGCAUGGACUGGUUGGCAGCUUGCUAUGCCAUAGUUGAUUGUCGAGCGAAGACACCCAGAGAGCGAGAGAUUGAAUUUGGCAUGGAUUUGAUUCCGGGAACUCAACCAAUAUCCAUCCCUCCAUAUAGAAUGGCACCCGCCAAAUUGAAGGAGUUGAAGGAACAGUUAAAAGAUUUGAUGGAGAAAGGUUUCAUCAGGCCCAGUACCUCACCUUGGGGUGCACCAGUACUGUUUGGGGAUAGAUGCUUAUCAAAGAUAGAUUUGAGGUCGGGAUACCACCAGGUCAGAGUUCGGGAGAAAGAUAUUCUAAAGACAACCUUCAGGACCCGAUAUGGCCACUCCGAGUUCCUUGUCAUGUCCUUCAGGUUGACGAAUGCACUUGCCUCUGUAGCAUUCUUGAGGCAUAUUGUAUCCGAUGGAGGUAUAAAGGUAGACACUCAGAAGAUUGAGGCUGUGAAAUCCUGGCCUAGAGCUACCACUCCGACAGAGGUUCGUAGCUUUCUAGGCUUAGCAGGAUACUACUGGAGCUUAGCACAUGUAGAGGCCGAGAAAAGACAAUUAACUAGAGAGAUUAAUCAAUUGGCUUGUUUGGGGGUUCAGUUAGUAGACUCUGGCGAUGGUGGAGUUGUACUCCAAAAUGCUGCAAAAUCAUCUCUCAUAGCUAAAGUAAAGGAGAGACUGUACGAGGACCCAGAGUUGGUCGAGUUGAGAGAGCGAGUUUCGCAGCAAAAGAAGCCAUUGUUAGAGCUCAAAGGAGAUGUGGUUCUCAGAUACAGGGGUCGUUUGUGUUCCAGAUAUAGCAGGGUUACGAGACAAGAUUACGUCAGAGGCACAUUAUUCGUGGUGAAGAUAGAGCACCAAAAGCCCGAAGGGCUAAUGCAGACUAUAGAGAUCCCGGCAUGGAAAUGGGAGGCGAUAAACAUGGACUUUAUCACGGGUUUACCUCGUUCUGAUCGUAAGUUCGAUUCCAUAUGGGUGAUAGUCGAUAGGAUCAUGAAAUCAGCUCAUUUCCUACCGGCCAGGUCUACAUAUACAACAGAAGAUUAUGCAAAGUUAUAUAUUAAGGAGAUAGUGUGGCUACACGGAGUACUAGUAUCUAUUAUAUCUGACCAUAGGGCCCAGUUUACAGCACAUUUUUGGAGGUCAUUUCAGAUAGGUCUAGGGACUCAGGUGAAUCUCAGCACAACUUUUCAUCCACAGACUGAUGGACAAACCGAGCGCACAAUUCAAAUGCUCGAGGAUAUGUUACGAGCAUGUGUGUAG
Nicotiana attenuata is the source of this 1287-nucleotide messenger RNA. RefSeq lists its product as uncharacterized. Gene Ontology annotation, molecular function: nucleic acid binding. Bases 1 to 1287 code for a protein of 428 amino acids. NCBI's taxonomy places the organism in Eukaryota, Viridiplantae, Streptophyta, Magnoliopsida, Solanales, Solanaceae. The record is from RefSeq and is a predicted model, not a curated record. The transcript is spliced from 6 exons. Gene Ontology annotation, biological process: DNA integration.